Messenger RNA from Adineta ricciae, 753 nucleotides. Lineage: Eukaryota; Metazoa; Rotifera; Eurotatoria; Adinetida; Adinetidae. The record is from the annotation of a GenBank genome assembly.
AUGUUGUAUACCUAUUUGAUUGUUACGAUAGUUUCUACGACUCUAGCACUUCGUUUGCCAGCACCGUAUGAUAUUCGUAUUGAUUACUAUAAAGUUGAUACGACUGAAGAUUUAGUUAUUCACACGCCUCGUCCAAAGUUUUCAUGGAAGUUACCUGUCUCAUCUCGAAGAGGUAUUCAACAAAUAGCUUAUCAAAUACAAAUGAAAUGGCACGGAAGCCAGUGGGACAGUGGCCAAGUUUUCUUCAAUCAAUCAUUUCGUGUGUUAGCGUGGAAUGGAAAGGAUCUGCAAUCGUUAACACACUAUCAAAUACGUCUUCGUUUGUGGACAACAGAAUCUAAUCGAUCGACCUUCUGGACAGACUGGAUAUGUUUUCGAACAUCGAUAUUUAACCUCCAUGAGUAUAUAACAAACAAGAACGAUGAUGUCCAAUGGAUUGGUUCCACAGAGAUUUACAUGAACGUGCUACGAAAAGAGUUCAAUGUCACGAGUGAAAGCCCAAUUCGAACGGCCAUAGUUUUGAUGUCUGGACUUGGAUAUUCUGAAUUGUAUGUCAAUGGAGAUAAAAUAGAUCCCAGUCGAAAAUUAGAUCCGGGUUGGACGACAUACGAAAAGCGUUCUCUCUUUGUAUCAUUUGAUUUAACAUCGAAAGUCAAGAUUGGCAAGAAUGCAGUUGGUGUUAAACUUGGCAAUGGUUGGUAUAGUGAAGAACAAUAUCUACUAUCAACACACAAUAAAACAGUUUAUGGUUAA